Molecule: messenger RNA, 8186 nt
Organism: Carassius gibelio (silver crucian carp)
Lineage: Eukaryota; Metazoa; Chordata; Actinopteri; Cypriniformes; Cyprinidae
Product: tyrosine-protein phosphatase non-receptor type 13
Exons: 47
Coding region: 191-6826 (2211 amino acids)
Biological process (GO): protein dephosphorylation
Cellular component (GO): cytoskeleton
Molecular function (GO): protein tyrosine phosphatase activity; cytoskeletal protein binding
Source: RefSeq, a predicted model, not a curated record
AAUGCAUUUUUGCAUGGUUGUACAAUACUACAGUAUGCUGAAGCAGAGAUUGUGGAUGGCUGGGUCACACGAGGCACUUGGUAACAGAAGCUAAACGAAACAUGUAGUGAUCCACAGGAUUAAAGUGUGUGUGCUGGGACCGAAGGCAUCAAAGGGAGAUCAGGACCUUAAGACAUCGAAUGCUAGAAGGAUGAGCAGCACGUUUGUGACCCUUGCUGAGGUGCUGGAAGCCAGAGGAGGACCGCUGGAAGAGGACGAGGUGUGGUCGCUCCUGCUGGGCUCAGCUGAAUCUCUCUUAGACCUUUCCUACAAAGGUCACAAUAUCUGCAACAUUAUAACUCCUGCAUCACUGCUCUUGUCCGCAACUGGGACGCUGGCAUUCAAGAACUGUGCUAUGACAGAUGAGGUGUGUGCCUUUACAGCCCCAGAGAUGCUGCAAGGACGUGCCAUCUCCACCAAGCUAGCCAUGGAGAAGAUAAUCGUGUAUUCUCUUGGGAUGACUCUGUAUUGGUCAGUUGAUUAUCAUCUUCCUCAAAACCAGCCCAUUCAGCUAAGUGACUCUCUGAACUGCCUUCUCCUGAGCAUGUGUGAGGACAUGGCCCAUCGACGAGCCAACCUCAACUCUAUCUUGGAGGUGUGUGAAUCACACCACAAAGCAUCUCUGCUGCCUCCUCCCAACAAAGUCAUCAAACAACUGGUAGAGGACGUCCUCCAAGACACUGUGGAUCGAGCUGCUUUGACUGAAAAUGUUGUGCAGUUGAGUGGGAAAAGUCAGAUGAUCAGAGAAAGACUACAUGGUAAACGUGGACCAUAUCCUGGUUAUACAGAGGGGAACGGAGCUUCAGGAGAGACCCGCAGACUGUCUUUGGAUUCCGAGCUAAAGCAAAGAAUUUCCCAACAACAGAAAACCUGGUCUCUCAGAAGUAGACCUAAUCAAACCACAUCCUCUCUGGGUUCAAACAAAAUUCCACCGGGGCUUCACCACAGACGAAGCACAAGUUGUUGGCUGUCACAAAGUACAUGCCUCAAUGUUCCCAAAAAGGGUGAAACCCGACCGUCCAGUCCCUGUAUCACUGUUAGUGAGUCUGCAGUCAGCCUCUCCCAAAGGAAAGCCAAGAGUCUUGGGCCUGAAUUUACCAGGAUGAUUGAUGAACCUCAAAUAGUUUUAGAGCUGCCGGGAUCUAUAGUGUCAAAGAAAGGCAAGUCAGGCUUGUCACAAAGGGAAGUUAAUGUGAUUAUGCCAAAUGAACAGUGUGUGGCAGUGAAAUGUGACAUCAAGUCCCGUGGGAGAGAUGUCUUCGACAUGGUUGUGGCACACGCUAACCUUGUGGAGCACUUUUACUUUGGCCUUGCUUUCAUUGAUGAUGGUGAAUUUUUCUUUUUGGACCCUGAGACAAAAAUCUCAAAGGUUGCCCCAGAUUACUGGAAGAAAGUGGCUUCUGCAACAUUUACACUUUUCCUCCGUGUCAGAUUUUUCCCUGAUGACAUCUCCUACAUACUGCACAGACUUACACAACACCAGUACUAUCUCCAGCUGAGGAGGGACGUUCUGGAGGACAGAGUGUACUGUAAUGAGGAGACUGCAUUGUUUCUUGCUGCGUUAGCACUGCAGGCUGAGUUUGGAGAUUAUAUGCCUGAAGUUUAUGGGAAGAACUAUUUCCAAAUGGAGCAGUACAUCUCUAAGAGAGUCAUAGAGAAAGUGGCCUUGCCCUGUUUAAGAGAGGAGUUGCCAAGGUUACAUGCCAAUAAUGCCCACAUGCUUCCAGAGGAGGCUGAGAUGGAGUUCUUAAAGAUUGCACAGCAGCUGCCAGAGUAUGGGGUGCUGUUCCACAGAGUUGCCCGUGAAAGGAAACCCAUUAUUGGAGAGCUGGUUUUGGGAAUUUGUGCCAAAGGAAUUAUGGUUUAUGAAGUCAAGAACAUUUCUCGGGUGUUAACCCGCAGAUUUCCCUGGACAGAAAUAGACAGUCUCUCAACAAGUAGACGAAAAUUUACCAUUGAGUGCCGCCCGAGUGGGAAGAAGCACUCCUUUGUGACAGAGAGCUCAAAGAUCGCACAGUACCUCCUGAACCUCUGCUCAGCCCAGCACAAGUUUCACAGUGAGAUGACCUCUCGUCAGAUGACCUACUGUUUAGCCUCAGAUGACAAUGUGGCAAAAUAUGCAUCAAUAUGCCGUGCUCGACAAGAUCAGAUAAAGAGGCUGUCUUCCUCGGAGAUUGUGCUCAACAAUAUUGGUUUGAAUGUGUUACCAAAUGACUCCAUGAGCAAGUCUUGUGAUGACCUGUCAGCAAAAAUCGGAGUUCGGAUUCGGCAACCGAGCAAAGUAAAUUACAUUCAUGAAGCAAGAACUCCAAGCGAGCUGAAAGACCAGAGCCAAAGCAACAGCCCUCCAGAAACGUUCAGUCCUCCAGUUUAUCGUAUCAUGUCCAAUGUCUCUUUGCAAAAGCAUGACUUAGAGGUCCAUUCCACCACCUCGUCUAUAAGAGUGGACACACCCACAAGAACAACCCCAGAGAGAGAAAUCAUCUGUGUUACUUUAAAGAAGGAUCCCAAACUAGGUUUCGGUUUUGUAAUUGUCGGGGAGGACAACACAGGGAAGUUAGAUCUUGGAAUUUUCAUUGCAUCCAUCGUUCCCGACGGACCAGCUGAUAGGGAUGGCAGAAUCAGACCAGGUGGUCGGCUGAUCUCUAUGAAUAAGAUCAGUCUAGAGGGAGUGACGUUUAAUAUAGCUGCUGCCAUACUGCAGAGCAGCCCAGAUGAAGUGGAGCUCAUAGUGUCCCAACCCAAACAGGAUCAUCGGGACAGUAAGACCUCACUGGCUACAAGUAAUUUAGGGAUGAUGCUGGAAAGAGGCUUUGGCUCUCAAAGCACCCUGAGUGCAGAGUACAGGCCUGUGAUGGAGGAGCUGGAGGAGACCCUCUCCAACAUCAUGACUCCUAAAAUGGGCAAAAGAUUGCACAUACCUGUGGUGCGGAUUCUGGAUGUUCAGGAUAGGAUGUCUAAUUCUUCCAGCUUCAGCUCAAAGCCAGGAGAAACAAUCUACAUGGAGCUCAGAAAGAUCAACAGCAGCUUGGGAAUAAGUGUUGCUGGGGGAAUCAACACUAAUGUACAUCAUGGAGGAAUCUACAUCAAAAGCGUGAUCCCAGGAGGAGCAGCAGAUCAAGAUGGACGAAUACAGAUAGGUGACAGGCUGCUGGAGGUGGACGGCUGUAACCUGCGUGCCGUCACACACAGGCAGGCAGUAGAGUGCCUGAAGAGGACAGGGGAGGUGGUGAGCCUGGUUCUGGAACGAGAGCCUCCAGUGGUGUUGGACACUUACAGUGCCUCAUCCACGUUGGAGAGACAGAGAUCUCCUUCACCCUUCAGUGCGCAGAGCACGCCCACCUCCCUGAGGAGAGAUGUGACCAUGGAAACGCCCUUGUCUGUCAGGGCCAAGGACUUCAGCUUUGUGUCAGAUGAUAACUUCCUGGAGGUGACGCUACAGAAGAGUCUCAGGAGCCUGGGGUUCACUUUCAUCAUAUCUGAACUGGGUCCGGAUGAGGGCAGCAUGGUGCAUAUUAAGAGCUUUCCUUCUGGUCAGCCUGCAGUGGAUUGUGGGAUUCUGGAGGGAGACAUAAUCCUGGCUGUCAAUGGAGAACCUGUCAGAGGCCUCUCCUAUGAGGAAGUUCUGCAUCUCCUCCAAAAAUGUCCAUCUGAGAUCAGACUGUCAAUCUGCAGACCCUCACGGGAUGAAAUUGCAGACAUUGAGACCUCUCUGGGUCCUGACACACUUCCAGUCCGUGCACUGAGAGCUAGAUCUCUAGACCUGCAGGUGAGGACUGUCGCCCCAGACUUUAGUGAACUCCUCAAGAAACGGGUGAUAGAGAUGGGUCUAAAGAAAGAAGUUUCCCCAGAGAAAACCCCGGAGAUCCUCUUGACCCAACAGAAAAAAGAUACUGAGCUGCUGGAUACUACUAUAUCAGCACCCCCACCCCUACCCCCACGUCCAUCCUCAAGUGAAGCUGGAGAACCAAAGGCUCAUGCCAUAAUAGGGGAGGGGCAUGAGCAUAAAGCUCCACCCCCAACUCCUCCCCCAACACCAAGCACUGUAAAAGUGACAGCAGCCAACACAGCACCAACUCCUGCAGCCCCUGAAACCGCAAUUACAGCCCAUCAGCAAGAAGAUGAUACCAUCUCAACCAACCAUGUCUCAGCUCAUACCAGUAACACAGCUGAAGGCAUGGAAGAGAGCAUGACAAGUUUCACAGCUAAUGGACUGACUGUCAUAGCUGAUGAGGAAUACUUGACCAUCACCACCACAGCACCCUCUCCUCCAAGCAGCAGCAUUGCUGUCUCCAAUGAACCGCUUUCUCCAUCACUGCUGAGCACACCUCCAUCCUACCAACAAGCAACUCAAGCAUCCUCCCCAACAAAACCUCAUGCCCAGUUCACCACCCCUUCAGCCAGCAACAAUGGCUGGGACGAUGAUGAAGAAGAGGAUGAGGAAGAUCCCAGAAGGGACGUAUUGAAGGAGUUUGAACUGACUGUCUCAUUGACCAAAUCAUGGUGUGGCAGUUUCGGUUUUACAAUAACCAGGAGCAAACUGGAUAACUGCUUCUAUGUCCAGGAUGUCCUGGAUAAUCCGGCCAAAGCAGAUGGCAGACUGAGGGCAGGAGACAGGCUUGUCAUGGUAAACGGUCACGAUGUGACCAGCGUGUCAGAUGAUGUGGCUAUUGGCAUCCUCAGGUCCUCCUCUAAAAGACUGCACAUGUUGCUGGGCAGAGCUGUGCAAAAUCUACUCCCUCCGCCGCCUCCUGACACCCUCCAGGACAUUGUCAUUCCCAAGACUCCAUCCGGACAACUGGGUAUCAAGCUAACUGGGGGCAUUGGCAGCAAGUGGCAGGGAAUUUAUGUCCAGGAGGUGGUGCCAAACUCCCCUGCUAGUGAAGAGGGCAGCAUCCAGCCCAAUGACAAGAUUAUUUAUAUAUGUGGGAAGUGCACCCUGGGAAUGAUGCUGGAGGAUGCUGUGAAAGUGUGUGAGAGUGCCCCGCGCAAAGUCAGAUUAAAAGCCAUGAGAGAUGAUCAACCAGUGAUCCCAGUAGAUAAAUGGAAUGGUUUGUUUGAAUGGAAGGAGAAACAAGUCUUUCCUCACCUUGACGAGCCUGUGUCCCCUGACAUGGAGGCAGCUCCUGCCAAUGUUAAACCUGUCGCUGACAGUGCCAUGCAAUUCAGGAAAAGGCUGUCUGUCACAUCGGAGCAGGAGAGCUGUAUCCUCCAGGUGGAGUUCACCAAGCCUGAGAAAGGUGGGCUAGGCUUUGCUCUGGUGGGCGGGUUCAAUGGAAGCACACUGAGAGUGAAGGAUAUUUGUUGUGGGGGUGUGGCCGAGCAGGACGGUCGUCUACGUGUAGGUGACAUUCUUUUGGAGGUGAAUGGCAUCAUUGUAUCAGGACUGAGUCACAGUAAAGUUGUGGAUAUUUUGCGGAAGGCAGAGGGCACUGUUCAGCUGACGUUAUGUAGGGACAUCCUGCCCAUGUCAGCCUGCUCUAGUUCCAGCUCCCCUGCCGAGGCCUCUCAGGAAUUCAUCACAUCAAAUUCUGCAGAUAUUACAUCACAAACGGAAACAUAUGCAGAUCAUUUCCAGACGUCAAGAUGUCCUGGUCAUGGAGGGGAAUGUGAGCAGGAAAGUCGUAACUGUACACCUACCUGUCAGAGGUGUUGUCCAUCUCUGGGAGUUACAGACAUGCUUCAGGAAAGGACAGACCCCCAGAAGGAGCAUCCAGAAAAAUCUGCCAUGAAAACAGAGCAUAGCCAGUCAGACGGCUGGAGCAGUGAUGAAGAAGAGGAUGGUGAUGAAGAUGACAGUUCUUCUCAGCCACUGCUUCCCGAGACGGUGACUCAUACAGGUCAACCAAUUGUGUCAGAAGAGGAGCUUGCUAGGCUUGCAGUGAUAUCUCCAUCUAAGAAUGGGCAGUAUUCUGGCUCCAGGGUCAAAGCCCUCAUCCAGGCCCUUGAACUGUUAGAAAAGCAAGAUCUGAUUAAAGAGUUUAUGGCUUUAGAGCAUCUGAAACCCUCAGACAGCUGCCUGGUCGGAAAAGCACCCGAAAACCGGGAUAAGAACCGAUACAGGGAUAUCCUGCCCUAUGAUAAGACGCGUGUUCCUGUCGGAGAGAAUGAGGGCUACGUCAAUGCCAGCUACAUUCGUAUGAAGGUGGGCACAGAGGAGCUCCUCUACAUCUCCGCUCAGGGCCCUUUGCCUGGCACUCAGGAUAACUUCUGGCAGAUGGUGUGGGAGAACAAGUCUGAUGUUAUCGCCAUGAUGACUCAGGAGGUGGAGCGGGGCCGGGUAAAAUGCCACAAGUACUGGCCCGAGAAGCUCGAUGUUCCCAAAGAAACCAGCCGUUACCAGCUCCACCUGGAUAACUACCAGAUGCUUGGCUAUUUCCACAUUAAGGUCAUCAAGAUGGUGGAAAAAGAGAGUGGAGACGUUCAUUUUGUGAAGCAUCUAAAGUUCACCACAUGGCCUGACCAUGGGACACCACACUCCUCCGAGCAGCUGGUGCGCUUCAUACGUUACAUGAGGGCUGUUCACGCUAAAGGGCCAAUCAUAGUCCACUGCAGUGCAGGCAUUGGUCGAGCUGGAGUCCUCAUCUGCACUGACGUCAUCCUCAGUCUCAUUGAGAAAGACUUAAGUAUUAACGUGAGUGGCAUAGUAAAGGAGAUGAGACUGCAGCGGCAUGGCAUGAUUCAGACCAAGGAACAAUACCUCUUCUGUUAUAAAGUCUGGCUGGAAGUGUUGCAAAGUAUUUCACUUCUUCAUGAUCACCCCUGGCAAACUGAAACCUCUUCAUGAACAAAUCCUCAGUGUUUCCUCAGAAAGGCAACAAUAUAUAUGUGUUUUUGAGUGGCAGACAUGGUGAUAUGUUGAUUGUGUGUCUAAUAUAGUACUACCAAAUUAAAUUAAAUUUAAUUAAAUUAAAUUUAAUUUAAUUUAAUUUAAUUUAAUUUAAUUUAAUUUAAUUUAAUUUAAUUUAAUUUAAUUUAAUUAAUUUAAAUUUAAAUUUAAAUUUAAAUUUAAAUUUAAAUUUAAAUUUAAAUUUAAAUUAAAUAUAGUACUACCACUUCUACUAUUAAUCAAAUAUUGAAUAUAUCAUAGGAAAUAUGGUAGAUAUGUUCAUUAUCUGUGCAAAGUCUCUGUGUGAUUUGGUAUAUAUUUUGUACCAUUUUGGAUUUCAUAGCCUUUCUGGACUCUUAGUCGUUUUGCCUUGAAAAUGUUUUUUUAUUUUAAGAUAAACGUUAUGCACAUGAAUUAUUAAUUAAAAAUUAAUUUAACUUAUUUUUCAUAUUUUGAACAGAAGUACGUCCAAUUCUGUGAUUUUCUUAUAGUAUUGCACUGGUUUGAUUUUGACAGUAUCGCAGCAUCUGAUUUUAGUAGAGAGGCCAUCUUCGUUUAAAAUGCUUUUUACACUCUCCGAAGAACCAGCUGCUAGACAGAUACUUUUAGCAAAGUGCCUUUUAAUUUCUCCAUGUGGGGAGUUUACCGCUCAUCUUUCUUUAUCUGCACUCUUCUUGAUUAAAACAAGCUGUUUUACCUCUUAGUUGACAUUAGGUCAGAGCAGGAGGAAUUAACCCAAAGAAAUAGGACUGAUGCAAAGAGAUUACAAACCGCAGCCUUCUUAUCUGAAAGCAUAGCCUAUAAGGGUCUGCCGGCAGGCGUAAUCACUUGGAAACCAGGAUUUGACGUUGGACAGCAGAGCAAGUAUCGGCUUACACAUGUAAUGGAGAAAGAGGCUUGCCGUAAACCAUCUUAACACAUCGGUCUCACAAUAGUAAGCAACAAAUGUGUGAAUGGGUUAGAAAUUCCAAUGGACCAAUAUUCUGUGAAACUGUAGUACUUUUCACUGUUUAGCUUGAUGCAAAGCAACAGCACAAAAAUUUUCAGCACACUAAUGUCUUAAAAUCUACGUUUAUUUAAGACUAUCAGAGCACAUUUAAAAUGGGUAAAUUGUCCAAUUUGAUUUAUUUAUUUGCAUUUAAUUUUCAUCAGGCUGUGUGAAAAGGUGAUCAAAUUACUAUAUUGCUGUAUUACACUAUAAAUUAUUAACCUUGUACUUUGAUGGAAAGCUCAGAUAUAAGCUGUAGUUAUGAGAUGUAUCAGAAAUAUCUUACUCUUCCUGUACCCAUUUUUACAAAUAAAACACUAUAUAAUUGUA